Molecule: messenger RNA, 3256 nt
Organism: Trichomycterus rosablanca
Lineage: Eukaryota; Metazoa; Chordata; Actinopteri; Siluriformes; Trichomycteridae
Gene: lonp1
Product: lon peptidase 1, mitochondrial
Exons: 18
Coding region: 1-2925 (974 amino acids)
Biological process (GO): protein quality control for misfolded or incompletely synthesized proteins; mitochondrion organization; protein catabolic process
Cellular component (GO): mitochondrial matrix
Molecular function (GO): serine-type endopeptidase activity; single-stranded DNA binding; ATP hydrolysis activity
Source: RefSeq, a predicted model, not a curated record
AUGGCGGCCUACAUGAGCGUGUGUGGGAGAUCCAGGCAGGUCUACAGGAACAUCUCAGUCCUGUGCAGGAACAACAUCCGUGUGUUUAAUAACCAGGCCGAUACAGUGAGGAACAUCUCAGAAGAUCUGAGGAGCAGGGUCAGGACAUCAUGGCUCCGUCACACCUGGAGCAGGACCACCGGGGGGUUCCAUCCUGCAGCCGGGGAUGCUCUGAGAAGAUCAGGAUGGUUAGUGGACCAGAGGAGGUGUUUCUGGGGGAACAGGAGCAGUGGAGCUCCAGGUCAGGAUGGAGCUGAGAGCGGGGGAUCUGAUGGAGAUGAGACCGGGGGAGAUGGAGCAGAGGGCGGAUCAGCAGCUCCACACAUCACCGCUCUCACUACCAUGAUGGUUCCUGAGGUGUUUCCUCAUGUUCCACUCAUCGCUGUCAGCAGGAACCCCGUGUUCCCCAGAUUCAUCAAAAUAAUCGAGGUGAAGAACAAGCAGCUGAUGGACCUGCUGAGGAGAAAAGUGCAACUGGCUCAGCCCUACGCCGGCGUCUUUUUAAAGAAAGACGACAAUGACGAGUCUGACAUGGUGCAGAGUUUGGAUUCUGUCUACAACACCGGGACCUUUGUUCAGAUCCAUGAGAUGCAAGAUCUCGGGGAUAAACUGCGCAUGAUCGUAAUGGGACACAGACGGAUUCGAAUCAACAAGCAGCUGGACGUCGAGGAUGAGGAAACGCCCCCUGCGUUGGAGCUCGACCCCGAACAGUCCAAAGCUCAGCGCAGGAAGCCGAAGCGCGCGCGUAAGGACUCCGUAUCUCUGGCUGAUGAGAUGACUGAGAGGGUGAAGGAGGCUGAGUUUGUGGUGGGAGCUGUUCCUCUACCCACCAACGAGGUGCUCAUGGUGGAGGUGGAUAACGUCGUGCACGAGGAGUUCCAGGUCACCGAGGAGGUCAAGGCUCUGACUGCAGAGAUCGUCAAGACCAUCCGUGACAUCAUUGCUCUGAACCCUCUCUACAGGGAGUCAGUUCUGCAGAUGAUGCAGGCCGGACAGAGAGUCGUGGAUAACCCCAUCUACCUGAGCGACAUGGGUGCCGCUCUGACGGGCGCCGAGUCUCACGAGUUACAGGACGUCCUGGAGGAAACCAACAUCCCGAAGCGACUGUACAAGGCUUUGUCGCUGCUGAAGAAGGAGUACGAGCUGAGUAAACUGCAGCAGCGCCUUGGCAGAGAGGUGGAGGAGAAGAUUAAGCAAACCCACAGGAAGUACCUGCUGCAGGAGCAGCUCAAGAUCAUCAAGAAGGAGCUGGGGCUGGAGAAGGAGGACAAAGAGGCCAUCGACGAGAAGUUCAGAGAGAGGCUGAAGGAACGCACCGUACCCCAACACAUCAUGGAGGUCAUCAACGAGGAGCUGAACAAACUCAGUUUCCUGGACAACCAUUCAUCAGAGUUCAAUGUAACGAGGAACUACUUGGACUGGCUGACCUCAAUGCCGUGGGGCACCAACAGCAUGGAGAACCUGGAGCUGUCCCGAGCUAGAGAGGUUCUGGAGGAGGAUCAUUACGGCAUGGAAGACGUGAAGAAGCGCAUCCUCGAGUUUAUAGCCGUUAGCCAGCUUAAAGGAAGCACACAGGGCAAGAUCCUGUGUUUCUACGGGCCGCCCGGCGUUGGGAAGACUAGCAUCGCCCGCUCCAUAGCCAGAGCAUUGAACCGUGAAUACUUCCGCUUCAGCGUGGGUGGCAUGACCGACGUGGCAGAAAUCAAGGGCCACAGGAGGACGUACGUUGGAGCGAUGCCUGGUAAAAUCAUCCAGUGUUUAAAGAAGACCAAGACGGAGAACCCGCUAGUUCUCAUUGACGAGGUGGACAAGAUAGGCAGGGGCUACCAAGGUGAUCCAUCAUCUGCUCUUCUGGAGGUUCUGGAUCCAGAACAGAAUGCAAAUUUCCUGGAUCACUACCUGGAUGUUCCUGUGGAUCUGUCUAAGGUUUUAUUUAUUUGCACCGCCAAUGUGCUCGACACCAUUCCAGAACCACUGAGAGACCGGAUGGAAAUGAUCAACGUGUCUGGCUACGUAGCUCAGGAAAAACUGGCCAUAGCAGAGACGUACCUGGUGCCCCAGCUGCGGACGCUGUGUGGUUUGGAUGAGCAGAGAUCCAGCAUCUCAUCAGAGGCUUUGAACAUCCUGAUCCGACAGUACUGCAGAGAGAGCGGCGUCAGGAACCUGCAGAAACAGGUGGAGAAGGUUUUCAGGAAAGCAGCGUUCCGUAUUGUUAACGGCGAGGAAGACUCCGUCAGCGUGACUGCUGAUAAUCUCCAGGACUAUGUUGGCAAACCUCUGUUCACAGUGGAUCGGAUGUAUGACGUCACACCACCGGGCGUGGUCAUGGGCCUGGCAUGGACAUCCAUGGGCGGCUCCACGUUGUUUAUCGAGACGUCUCUGAGGCGCCCGAGCAGCUCGAAGAGUAAAGACGAACCCGCCGAGGGCUCUCUGGAGGUGACCGGGCAGCUGGGAGACGUGAUGAAAGAGAGCGCUAAGAUCGCUUACACGUUCGCCCGCUCCUUCCUCAUGAAGGAAAAGCCCGAGAACGACUUCCUGCUGGGUUCCCACAUCCACCUGCACGUACCAGAGGGUGCGACUCCAAAAGACGGACCAAGUGCAGGCUGUACGAUCAUCACGGCUCUGCUGUCCUUGGCCACAAACACGCCAAUACGACAGAAUGUGGCCAUGACGGGAGAAGUGUCCCUGACCGGCAAGAUCCUUCCUGUCGGAGGCAUCAAGGAAAAAACCAUCGCUGCGAAGAGAGCUGGUGUGAACUGCAUCAUCAUGCCUGCUGAAAACAAGAAAGACUUCUCCGACCUGGCCGAGUACAUCACCGAGGGUCUGGAGGUGCACUUCGUCGAACAUUACCACCAGAUCUACAAAAUCGCGUUUCCCGGACAGUGAAGAACAUUACAAACUAUUUUUAUUAGCUAUAAUAUCAUCACAAGAUCGUUUAGCUCAGAACACGACGGCUCACAGGGACGGACGUCUGUAGUGGUCACUUCUACCAGCCGUGACUGAUGUGGAGUCGAUGUCAUCCAUUAUCUUCAGUACAGAAUGCUGAUGCCCUUGAUGUCAGUGAGCCAGACACCAGAGGAGUAAUCAAACCUGUAAAUCUCAAUAUGUAUGAAACUGUAACUAUUGGGAUGAAGACUUUGCUGCUGCGCAGCCGUCACACCGUUUCAUUUUGUUACAGGUCAUGUUGCAACAGCAGAAAAAAGCACUUAAGAACCUG